GUUGUCUUUAGAGAACAACAGUUUAUCAAAUUCUACACUCAAACCGUCACAAAAAGCUCGUAAUCAUGGCUGACCCCUCUCUCUACACCUAUCCUUCACCUCUUCAAGGCUACGAGAACUUAGCUCCUCUUGGAACUGAGGUAUCACCUGAUGGAAAAAGCCUUCUAAAUCCGGAGACUGGAAUCAAGAGCAAGAGCUAUGAGAAGUUCACAGAGCCUUUGGAUAGUGGAAUACGGGGUGCGUUUGAUGUACAUAUCUAUCAUUUCCAGAAGAAUAAAGAGCAAGCCAAGUUUGCUAGAGAAUUAUGGGAGAGGAUUAGAAGAGAAUUUCCGGAGCUUCGCAUCUACAGAUUCUGGGAAGAACCAAUUGGACCUCAUCCUGUUGCCAUGUUCGAAGUGAACCUCUUCACCCCGGAACAAUUUGGCGCUUUCAUACCUUGGCUAGUGAUUAACAGAGGUCCGUUGAGCGCAUUAGUCCAUCCCAACACAGUUGAUGAGAAAGGAGAGUUAUUGGAUGAAGAGAGAGACCAUACGCAGAGAGCGAUUUGGAUGGGAGAACAACUUCCACUAGAUUUGAGUUUGUUUAAGAGGUUGAAGCAGCAGAAAGCUGCACAAUAGAAAAAUGUUGUUGAUCAGAGGUAAUGGAUAACGGGGAAACCCUGUGCAAAUGAAGGUUAAUGUGCAAAAGGGAAAUGCAAAAAGCAUUAGUGACA
Molecule: messenger RNA, 712 nt
Organism: Botrytis cinerea B05.10
Lineage: Eukaryota; Fungi; Ascomycota; Leotiomycetes; Helotiales; Sclerotiniaceae
Exons: 3
Coding region: 66-617 (183 amino acids)
Source: RefSeq, a predicted model, not a curated record